Molecule: messenger RNA, 345 nt
Organism: Lathyrus sativus (Indian pea)
Lineage: Eukaryota; Viridiplantae; Streptophyta; Magnoliopsida; Fabales; Fabaceae
Source: the annotation of a GenBank genome assembly
AUGACUUCAGAGGAACAAAGAGAAGUUUCCAAAGAGUUGGGAUUUAUGGAAGAGGAUGAUGAGGAUUUGUUUGAAAUUGAUCUAGAUGCAGUGAACUUUAUUAUUCCACAACCUUAUAAUUAUUGGCAAAAUAAUUACUUCAGUUCUACAGGAGAAGUACUUCUUGCCAAUUGUUUGUUACCAAUAUCUCAUAUUUCUAGUGCUAUUCCAGCUUGUAACAAUGCAGUGUCUUUUGUAGGAAACAACAAUGUUUUCCUUGUUACAUAUCCUAAACCAUUCUUGGGAGAUUUUGGGUUUAUAGAUGAGAAAAUGAAAGCAAAAUUUCAUUUUCAGUUUCAGACUUAG